AGUUGUACUUUGCCGAAUAAGUUAAUAUUCAACACACACAGCAGCGUAUGUUUACGCCAGAGCACGUUGUAAACUUACACAAAAACUUCGCUCAUAAAGGCGGAAAUGGCCAUGGAUUGCCCUUAUAUUAAUUUUAUGGCAAUCUACAUUAUUUCUGCUAGCUUUUUAGGCACAAAUUCUGGCCGUGGAGUCACGCAUUGGAAGCUGAACGAGCAAGGCAGUAGCAUAGUUGAAGGCAACGAGAGUGACAGGAAUUAUGUCAAAACUGACCCGGUAUUUGCCUUAUUGAUUGAACAUUAUCCACCUAAGACAGCUCCUGCAAGAAGGCCUAAAUCGGGAAAGAAUAAAUCGAGCAAGAAAGCAUCUCCAGCAAAUCAUUUAAGUUCACCCACAAUGACAGGUCCACCAGCAUAUGAAAUAUUCCAAUCGUCAACAUUCCACUGUGGUGAUCCUGUCAAUGAAACAAUGUACGACAGCCUACUUGGAAUAGCCAGGAGAAAAACCCACCCAUUGUUUGAAGAACCAGAAGUCUCCAUGAUCUUUAAAAAGAGUGAACUUGACCAGCUAGAUAUGAAGGCGAUUGAAGAAAAUUUACAGAACUCUUUAGAGGAGAGUCCCAUGUCUGUUGUGGUAUGCAAUCAAAUUGGAAACUAUUUGAGAAUGAAAGGCAACACAUACCAUGCUAUUGAGUGUUUCAGAAAAGCAUUGUAUACCAUGCCAAAUAAUGCAGACAUUCUUCUUAACCUUGCAAGAGUAUUGUAUAACUUGAAGUACCUUGAUGAUGCGAUCUAUCUUACCAGAAGGUCAUUGGAAAUGCAGCCAGCCAACCUAAACUGUUGGCUACAGCAUUUCACUUUGGGUGAAAUUCUCAAAGCAAGCGGGGAGAGGAAGGAGGCAGCAAUUCAUUUCAGAAAUGCAUUGGAUCUCAACCCAUCCUUUCAACCUGCCGAGAUUCAGCUGCAAGAAUUGGGUACGGUUGUCGAUGAGUCAUUCGACUUUUAUACAUAUUUAAUCAUCGGCCUUCUUGUCAUUGUCGUGUUGUUUUGGUUGUACAUAACUAGCCCAGGGAAAGAGCAAAGUAGCCAAAGCAAAUCAAAUAUCCGUCCUCGGAUAAUACCUGGACCUGUUAGAAGAUCAAUCAAUCGGCGACUGUAAUAGGGGGUGACAUGGUUUGUUGUCGAGGUUAGCAAGAGCUGGCAAUUUGCUGCCUGUUUCACCAGUAGCUAAAUAGAUUUGAGAUGACCUCUUUAGCAGAAGGGAAGUUUCAAAAGAAUAUAUUUAUUUGACAUAAUAUAACUUUUUACUUGGUAAGGCAGAAAAAGAUUUGGAAGAAAGAAAUUAUUUACUGUCUAAAGAUAUUAUUUUAUGAUAGAGCAAGUACUCAGUUCAAAUUUUAUCAGAUGCAGUGAACAGUGCAACAAAUUCAGCUCUUGGUAAUUUUAUGCACCUAUCCGUUUACAAGAAUGCAGUCGCACUUUCUUAGAAUCAAGUGUUCGUAAUAUGCGCCGUACAGUACCACGACAACAUGAACUUUGUUGAUGUGAUUUUGUCUUAUUUAAUAGUGCUUUUCAAGUUGUGUAAAAAUUUUUAGCUUUCACGUAAUUUUUUUCAAAUUGAAAACAGUCAAAUCUGAACAAAAAAUGAAUUAAAAAAAUAAAGUUU
This is a messenger RNA of Dendronephthya gigantea, 1662 nucleotides long. RefSeq names its product tetratricopeptide repeat protein 17-like. Lineage: Eukaryota; Metazoa; Cnidaria; Anthozoa; Malacalcyonacea; Nephtheidae. Gene Ontology annotation, biological process: actin filament polymerization. The coding region runs from base 106 to 1155 and encodes 349 amino acids. The record is from RefSeq and is a predicted model, not a curated record. Gene Ontology annotation, molecular function: protein binding. The transcript has 3 exons. Gene Ontology annotation, cellular component: actin cytoskeleton; cytoplasm.